This is a messenger RNA of Haliotis rubra (blacklip abalone), 888 nucleotides long. Its product is annotated as repetitive proline-rich cell wall protein 1-like. The coding region runs from base 1 to 888 and encodes 295 amino acids. NCBI's taxonomy places the organism in Eukaryota, Metazoa, Mollusca, Gastropoda, Lepetellida, Haliotidae. The transcript has a single exon. The record is from RefSeq and is a predicted model, not a curated record.
AUGUCACAAAGAAAGGGUUUACCUGGUGCGCACAAGACAUUUGGCGUUGUUGUUUGUGGAACGAUUGCCGUUGUAGCUGUUGAAGUCGUGUCCAUUCUGGGUGUCGUUACCGUUGAAGCGCUGUUUGUUAAUCCGGGUGUGGUCCGCCCACCCACAGUCGUUCCUCCACUGUUUGGUCCGGGUGUGGUCCGACCACCCACAGUCGUUGCUUCACUGUUUGGUCCGGGUGUGGUCCGCCCACCCACAGUCGUUCCUCCACUGUUUGGUCCGGGUGUGGUCCGCCCACCCACAGUCGUUCCUCCACUGUUUGGUCCGGGUGUGGUCCGCCCACCCACAGUCGUUCCUCCACUGUUUGGUCCGGGUGUGGUCCGCCCACCAACAGUCGUUCCUCCACUGUUUGAACCGGAAGUCGUCUGCCCACCAACAGUCGUUCCUCCACUGUUUGGCCUGGGUGUGGUCCGCCCACCAACAGUCGUUCCUUCACUGUUUGAACCGGAAGUCGUCUGCCCAUCUACAGUUGAUCCACCGUUGUUUGAACCGGAAGUCGUCUGCCCAUCUACAGUUGAUCCACCGUUGUUUGAACCGGAAGUCGUCUGCCCAUCUACAGUUGAUCCACCGUUGUUUGAACCGGAAGUCGUCUGCCCAUCUACAGUUGAUCCACCGUUGUUUGAACCGGAAGUCGUCUGCCCAUCUACAGUUGAUCCUCCAUUGCUUGCACCGGAUGUCGUCUGCCCAACUAUGGUUGACCCACCGUUGUUUGAACCGGAAGUCGUCUGCCCAGAUACAGUUGUGCCGGAUACCUUUGAUGAAUUUCCAGCUACCUUAACAUCGCCUCCACUGUUUCCGACUGAAGAGAAGAAAACUCAUCACCAGAUAGCAAUACGAUAA